AUGUACAACCGCCGUCGCAGCACGAAGAACGUACAGACGACGCGUUUUUCUCUCCUGCUUCUGGAGGUCGGCGAAUGGUUUUUGGACGACCAUAGUGCGUGUCAGUAUUUAAAGUCAAGUGCUUGUACAUCAAAAAACGUACCUGGGCGGAUCAAAGUGUGUACGCGAGGACUAUUUUUUGUGCCUCACGACAUGCAAGUACCCAUUUUGCGGUUCCCAUUUCGCUUUAUGGAUUUUGAACCCAUGGCCGAAUGUUUUGUACAAUUGCUAUCUCCAUCGGAUACAUCAAAUAGUAAUGAUACAAAUACUGGACCGGUGAUAUACUUGACGUUCAAGACCCAGCAAGUACUGGCAAUGCGAGCGCGAGGCAUUGACCAUCCGUACAUUUGCCUAAAAACUACCAACAAUGUCGACGACACUAUCAACUGCAAUGCGCAAAGUAAGAGCAGCAACAAUUUAUUCUCCGGUGAGGACAAAGUGCCAGCCAAGUAUAUAUUCACGCUGCAGCAUGUGACUGUUGAGGCAUUCCUUGCCAGCAUUCACGUCAUCUACGAGGUAUCGACUUUUUCUUCACGGCGACGUUUGACUGCAGCGGAAGAAAACGCUUUUUUGGCUCCAGUGUUGACACCGAGGUUGACAAACAAAUUUGACCCGAGCUUGCUCGUUGAUUUUCGCGAAAUAUUAUUGAUGGAUAGAGGGUGCGUUGUAGACCGCAUUAAACCGUUGCUCAAGUUUCCUGGCUGCCUGAUGCUGACGACCGAGAGGGUGUACUUCCAGCCAGCUUUGCUGAACAAUGUGCUGGAUCCUGUGCUGAAGUGGGAGUAUACGGAUGUCGACCAGGUAUAUAACCGACGCUACCUUCUUCAGCAGACUGGGAUGGAGAUAUACUUGAGCAAUGGAGACAGUUUCUUCUUCUCCUUUCGAUCGCAGGCGGAGCGUGACGAUUUUUACACACUUCUGAUGGGACAACCAGACCUGCAACGUUGUUGCCGUAAGGACUUGCGGUAUAUGAUGCGUCGAUGGCAACAACGUGAAGUGUCGAAUUUUGAAUACUUACUUUUUUUGAACAAUGCCUCAGGCAGGACGCGCAACGAUCUGACACAGUAUCCUGUUUUUCCGUGGAUAUUGUGCGAUUACACAAGCCCAGAGCUUACUCUUGAUGACCCGAGGGUUUACAGAGAUCUGACGAAGCCGAUUGGAGCACUGAACGAGGAGCGUCUCGCGUAUUUCAAGGCGAGAUAUGAAGGCAUGCCUUCUGGUGUAGAAGCGGAAGGGAUGCCUCCUCCUUUUUUGUACGGGACGCACUAUUCCACUCCCGGUUACGUGCUCUAUUUCCUUCUGCGGGAGGUUCCGCAGUACAUGUUAUGCUUACAAAAUGGGAGGUUUGACGCGCCGGACCGUCUGUUUCAUAGCGUCAAAGUUACGUGGGACGGUUGUCUGUCGAAUCAUACGGAUGUUAAAGAACUUAUUCCCGAGUUCUUCGACUGCACAUAUCCAGCAGAUGGGUGGUUACGGAACAUAAAACACCUGGAUCUAGGAAGUAGGCAGAAUCGUGAUCGUGUCGAUGAUGUGGUGCUUCCGCCGUGGGCGCAUGGCAGUGCAACCGAGUUUGUACAAAAGAAUCGUGCGGCGCUUGAAAGCGACUACGUAUCAGAUCACUUGCACCACUGGAUUGACUUGAUAUUUGGUUACAAGCAACAGGGAAAGGAAGCUGUAAAGGCCAAUAACUUAUUUUACUAUUUAUCAUACGAGGGGUCGGUGGACGUACAAGCUGUCGAUGAUCCGGUGCAGAGGUGCUCAUUAGAAGCACAGAUUCAGGAAUUUGGACAGACGCCAAAGUUGUUGUUCUCUACACCCCAUCCGUCUCGAAACGAGAGUGACGUGGAGAUCGAGGUGGCUACCCCCGACUUGCUUGUAUCGCCACGAGUGCUGGUUCCUUCCGUUCGCAAAUCCCUUUCCCUCGAUAGCAUGUCCCAGUUUCAUGCUGUCCAUCGAAACAAAGGUACACGAAAUGCUUUCGAGAUCUACACUGAGUCCGAAGAUGAAGCGGAAGAAAGCUCAUCGCUAGGUUAUUAUCGUCAGAGUAAUCGCCGCCGAUACAGCCUCAUUUGUUUGCGGACUCCCUCAACUUGCUUUCCGAUCAAUACUGAAGGGGUCUCCGCCUACUUGCGUAGAACCACAAGAUCAGGCAUGGCAUGCAAAAAGUGGAAUUGGAGAUCCAGACUCCGAACGAAGUACAGCCUGUCCGCGUCGUGGGGUUGGAAGCAAGUUUCAGCCAGCCAGUUGCACGAAGGGGAAGUCACGAGCAUUGUUCUCUCCAAGGACGGCUCUUUUAUAUUAACAACCAGCAAGGACAGCUCACUGAAGAUAUCUACGACCAAGACUAUAACUCCGUUCCGCAGUUUGUCAGGCGAAUGUGCGCUUUCGUGCUGUGAUCUCUCCCCCGAUGAAGGCAUCGUGCUUUAUGGGUCAUGGGACAACAGCGUGUACAUGAUCUCAGCAACAACGGGGCUAGUGCUGGAUUCGGUAUUCGCACACUCCGACGGUAUCUCGGCAAUACGUGUCUUGCAAAAUCGCUUCUUGACAAGUUCGUGGGACUCCAGUAUUAAGCUCUGGAGUUAUACGACAAAGCACAUCCACGUCACACCCAUUCAAACCUUUCUGGACUGUGAAGAGUCCGUCUUGUGCUUGGCUGUCAGCACCAAUGAGCAAUUCGGUGCAGCAGGGACUCGAAAUGGGUCCGUCCGCGUGUUUGAUCUUGACGCCGCUGUGCUUUACAGCCACAGUCAAGUGGCUUUGAAAGAGCUUUCACACGGGAUUUCGUCAAUCUCGUUUGCCAAUGACAAUAAGUCGUAUGUAUGCGCCACCAUGCAGAGCGAGGUGCUUCAGUUGAACCUGCGCGGUGAAAAGCUAUGGAGCAUGGAGUUCCACACAGCAGGUCCAGUCCAGUGUUUUGACAGUGACGGUGACUAUGCCAUCGGUGGCACGAGUGCCGGCACCAUUGUGUUCUGGAAGUUGCAUGAAAAAGCUGGUACCGAGGUGGUCUUUGAACUCCCGCAAGCACACGAUGCGAGCAUCACUUGUCUAGCAGUUAGCUGGUCCGGCUCAAUGCUCGUGUCCGGCGCUCUUGACGGGUCAGUGCACGUCUGGAAACUCGAGAAGAAUUCGUCGGUACGUGAUACGGCACUCGUUCCUCUCGGUUGCUCUCGAGAGUCACCGAAACGGCAAGAUAGUGGCACAUCUACGUCCACUACUAGCACGUCAACAUCUCUGCAACUUCAACAUGCCAAGUCGAAGAGGAGACCGUAUCACCGUUUCGAUGGGCAGGAUGCUUUUCAUCCCAUUGUGCUACUUGCAGAAGCACAGGGCUGUCUCGGGUUCUAG
Messenger RNA from Peronospora matthiolae, 3384 nucleotides. Lineage: Eukaryota; Oomycota; Peronosporomycetes; Peronosporales; Peronosporaceae. The record is from the annotation of a GenBank genome assembly.